Messenger RNA from Geodia barretti, 297 nucleotides. NCBI's taxonomy places the organism in Eukaryota, Metazoa, Porifera, Demospongiae, Tetractinellida, Geodiidae. The record is from the annotation of a GenBank genome assembly.
AUGGUGGGACUACAUGCCCAGACCCUGCGUUACUACGAAAGAGUCGGCCUGAUCUGGCCCUCCCGCACCAACGGCAGGCAGCGCCUGUAUUCACAGGCCGACAUUGAUCGACUGCGACGCAUCAAGACCUUUACUGAGGACAUGGGAGUAAACCUGGCCGGGGCUGAAGUGGCCUUGAAACUAAUGGCAAGGAUCGAUGAACUGGAACGUGAGGUGAAGAGCCUCAGCGCCACAAUCGAAGAAUUGCACCUUCAGUCUGACUCAGUACCGCCGACUGCCAGGCGGCGCCCUGAAUAA